AUGUUUUUGAAGUAUAACACAGCACUUGCUACACCAAUCUUCUUUGAUUUUUGUAAAGAUUCACAUGGGGCUAUGAAAAGAAGACACCUGAAGGUUAGUAACAUAUUAAAUUUAUCCUGUGAAGAAUGUAUCAUUGUUGAAUUUGAUGAUGUUGCACCAGUUGGAGAAGCACAAGGUCUUCUUGCAGGUUUUUGUGGGCUUUCAGCUACUGACAGCUCUAUUUUUCCAAUUGGCUUUGUGAAAUGGAAUGAUUUACCUCCCCAAUUUUCUUUUGAAACAACCGAGUCAAUUGCACGACGCUAUGCUUAUAAUUCUAUUUCAAGAAAGUGGGAUUCAAGGAGGCUAAAGUUAUGGGAUAAUACCUUUGACCCGCUUAAGAGUAGAUCUAAACUUAUGGCUAAUGUUCCCAGUGGAAUUUCACCAGAUCAAUGGACUUCUUAUGUUGAUUAUCUUUUGGACAAGAAAACGCAGGUAUGUUCUUAAAUACUUUAUUUGGAGCUGAACAUAUUGUUUGUAUAUUGAAUUCAAGUAUUUCUUUUCAAGAAAAUGUGCAAGCAAAAUGUUGAAAACCAAAAGAAACAAACUAUUCCACACACUAGUGGCUCCAAAUCUAACGUGAGAAGAAGAGCUGAAAUGAUGGUUGAGAUUGGACAUAAGCCUGGACGAGCAGAACUUUAUCUUGCUAUUCAUAAGAAAGAAGAUGGAUCAUACGUGAAUGAGGCAUCAAAAGAGAUUUGU
This is a messenger RNA of Capsicum annuum, 738 nucleotides long. RefSeq lists its product as uncharacterized. The transcript is spliced from 3 exons. The record is from RefSeq and is a predicted model, not a curated record. Bases 1 to 483 code for a protein of 160 amino acids. NCBI's taxonomy places the organism in Eukaryota, Viridiplantae, Streptophyta, Magnoliopsida, Solanales, Solanaceae.